CUCUCUCUCUCUCUCUCUCCUUAUCGAUUUCUCUCUGCUCCUGCAGCUUCUCUGCUAGUGUGGAUUCUCUUCUCCAAGCCCUCGUUGAAAAAGAGAAACCACCAAAAGAAAAGAAAUAAAAAAUAAGGAAAACCUGUUUCUGUGGUCCUUCCUUUUCUGUAAGGAGGGGAGAGAGAGAAGCGAGAGUUUUGGUAAUCCACCGCCGAGGGCUACGAUCUUCAGAAAAUGCCGCAUCCGUUUCCCAAACGGAUUUCUGGAUUUCGCCGUGGCUGAUUUUAGAAUGCGGCAGUCUUCAUGCCACGACCCACCCGCGGGAGCACCGAAUCUCCCGUUGGUUCCCACCCGCUGCGGCGCCACUCGCCGCGUUACGCCCGCAGGCAGCAGCUCUGGCGCCGUCGAGAAGCUCCUCCCCAACGGCGACCUCUACACCGGCGGAUUCUCCAGCAACGCCCCCCACGGCUCCGGCAAGUACCUCUGGAAGGACGGCUGUAUGUACGAGGGCGACUGGCGCCGCGGCAAGGCCGCCGGCAAGGGCAAGUUCUCGUGGCCAUCCGGCGCCACCUACGAGGGCGAGUUCAAGGCCGGUCGGAUGGACGGCCACGGCACGUUCACGGGAUCCGACGGCGACACGUACACCGGAUCCUGGGCCGCCGAUCGCAAGCACGGCUACGGCCAGAAGAGCUACGCCAACGGAGAUUUCUACGAAGGCGUUUGGCGUCGUAAUUUGCAGGAAGGACAGGGGCGUUAUGUAUGGAAGAACGGAAAUGAGUACGUCGGUGAGUGGAAGAACGGGGUUAUUUCCGGGAGAGGGGUUUUGAUCUGGGCCAACGGUAACCGUUAUGACGGGCAGUGGGAGAACGGCGUCCCGAAGGGGAACGGCGUUUUCACGUGGCCUGACGGGAGCUGCUAUGUCGGGAGCUGGAGCCCCAACUACGAACUCAGUGGUACUUUCUAUCCCGGCACCGCACGGAGCCCGUUCUCCCCGCUCGUGGACAACCACGGCCAUUUCCCGCUGAGGAAGCGGUCAUCAGUCGACGGAACCGCUAGAGGCAGCGCAGUCGAGCGGAAUUUCCCUCGGAUUUGUAUCUGGGAAUCGGACGGUGAUGCUGGGGACAUCACCUGCGACAUCAUCGACAAUGUAGAGGCAUCGAUGUUCUACCGGGACGGGACAGGGCUGGAUCAUGAGGUUGUCAUUGGCCAGCGACGGCGGGGCCCAUGCUGCUUUUCUGGAGAGGCGAAGAAGCCCGGACAGACGAUAUCAAAGGGGCAUAAGAAUUACGACCUGAUGCUUAAUCUGCAAUUGGGCAUCAGGUAUUCAGUUGGGAAACCGGCUUCUUUUCAGAUGCGGGAUCUCAGGCCGGCGGAUUUCGAUCCUAGAGAGAAGUUCUGGACGCGGUUCCCACCAGAAGGGUCGAAGGUUACUCCCCCACACCCGUCGGUGGAGUUCCGAUGGAAGGAUUACUGCCCCAUGGUUUUCAGACAUCUGAGGAAGUUUUUCGGGGUAGAUCCAGCGGAUUACAUGCUAGCCAUUUGUGGAAAUGAUGCACUGAGAGAGCUGUCUUCCCCUGGGAAGAGCGGCAGCUUCUUUUACCUGACCCAGGAUGAUCGGUUCAUGAUCAAGACCGUGAAAAAAUCUGAAGUGAAGGUACUCAUCAGAAUGCUUCCCAGCUACUACCAACAUGUUUCUCAAUAUGAAAACUCUUUGGUCACAAAGUUCUUUGGCGUGCAUUGUGUUAAACCGGUGGGCGGGCAAAAGGUCCGCUUCAUUGUCAUGGGCAAUUUGUUCUGCUCGGAGUUCCGUAUUCAUAGGCGAUUUGAUCUGAAAGGAUCCUCCCAUGGCCGUAUGACUGACAAGGCUGACGAGGAGAUUGACGAGACAACCACCCUCAAAGACCUUGACCUCAAUUUUGUGUUUCGCCUACAGCGCUCCUGGUACCAAGAACUUCUCAGACAAAUCGAUCGAGACUGUGAGUUCUUGGAAGCAGAGAGGAUCAUGGAUUACAGUCUCUUAGUGGGUGUACACUUCUGCGAUGACACCUCGGCUGAUAAGAUGGGGAUGUCACCGUUAGUUGCGCCUCUUGGUAAAAGGGAAUCAUUUCAAGGAGAAGGAGCUUUAUCGCAAUGGCACAUCUUGCAAGCAGAGGGACAUGAAGCAGAGGGACAUGAUACGGACGUGACUUUGUCUGGCCGAAAGCCGUUGGUACGACUGGGUGCAAACAUGCCAGCAAGGGCAGAAUGCAUGACGAGAAGGAGCGAUUACGAUCAGUAUCAACCCUAUCUCUCAAGUGGAAGCGAAUCGACGCCUGCCCGUAGCAGCAAAGUUUCCCAAGUGAUCCUUUACUUUGGGAUAAUUGACAUCCUCCAAGACUACGACAUCAGCAAGAAGCUGGAGCAUGCGUACAAGUCCUGGCAGGCUGAUCCCACCUCCAUUUCUGCCGUCGAUCCGAAGCUCUACUCCAAAAGGUUUCGAGAUUUCAUUGGCAGAAUCUUUGUAGAUGAUAGAUAGCGAGUGCCAAGGAGAAAGAAAUCCCAACAAAACCAUUGGCCAUGAGGGAAACAGAAAAUCUGGAGAUGUCAUGGAUUUUGGAGAAAAAUAUUGAUCCUUAAUUGAAUGCGGGCCACACUCAAUAUGUGAAAUACAGGUGUUGGGCCGCGGAGUGGGAAUUUCAAAGAAUUCGGGAGACGGGCAGGCUAAUCUUUGGGCUGAAUUUUGGAGCUCAGCCUCGAGGAACUUGUACAUGUUUGAUGGGGGGAAUUGGAUUCUGAAAUUUUUUUUUUUUUUCCACUUUUUUGGUUACCGAAAAAAUAUAUGGGUCGGAAGGCAAGAGAGAGAUGAGAGUGUUUUGUUUAAUGAUAGAUUUUAAGGGGGUAUUAUUUGGAAUAAGAAAUGUACAGUGAAAGAUAGAGAGGGUGAAUUUGAAAAUUUUUUGUGGGUUUUCCUCA
Magnolia sinica is the source of this 2943-nucleotide messenger RNA. RefSeq names its product phosphatidylinositol 4-phosphate 5-kinase 1-like. The record is from RefSeq and is a predicted model, not a curated record. The coding region runs from base 281 to 2506 and encodes 741 amino acids. Gene Ontology annotation, molecular function: 1-phosphatidylinositol-4-phosphate 5-kinase activity; ATP binding. Gene Ontology annotation, biological process: phosphatidylinositol metabolic process. The transcript has 8 exons. NCBI's taxonomy places the organism in Eukaryota, Viridiplantae, Streptophyta, Magnoliopsida, Magnoliales, Magnoliaceae.